AUGGCCGCAAACAUUACCGUAAACCGUUGGCGCAUCAUUGCCAGUAUCGCGGCCACACUUGUCGCUCUCGCCUGCGGAACCAACUAUGUCUACUCUGCCUGGGCUCCGCAGUUUGCACAGCGCCUCAAGUUCUCAGUCACGCAGAGCAAUCUGAUCGGACUCUUUGGCAACCUGGGCAUGUAUACUCUGGGGAUUCCUGUCGGCAUGUUCGUCGAUCACAAAGGUCCCCGCCCUGCUAUUCUUGCCGGGGCAGUCUUACUCGGUGUGGGAUACUUCCCCUUCCACAUCGCAUACGACAGGGGCUCGGCUCAUGUUUCUCUCCUGUGCUUCUUUUCUUACCUGACCGGCUUGGGUGGCUGCAUGGCCUGUUCCGCCGUCGUCAAGAUAUCGGCUCUGAACUGGCCCAACCAUCGCGGAACUGCCACGGCGUUUCCCCUUGCCGCCUUUGGCCUCAGUGCUUUCUUCUUCUCCUCCCUCGGUUCCCUCCUCUUCCCCGGUAACCCGAGCGAUUUCUUGUUGUUGCUGGCGGUUGGUACUUCCUCCAUGACUUUCAUUGGCUUCUUCUUUGCCAAGAUCCAUCCAGAUCCGUCAAGCUCACCAAGCUCCUCCGACGCUGCCUAUACGUCUCUAAACUCGGUUGACCCAGAAAGUCAUCCACAUGGUGAUGAUGAUGAGCCCCUACAGCAUUUACACCCCAGAGAAUUAAGACUACUCCCAGAACCCGGCACGCCGCGCCGGACAUCAGCUGCCAUCAACUCGCACAGUUCUAGCCAAAUCAGCUCUCCUGGUUAUCCCAGUCACAGCAUUGAUUUGGAUGAUGAUCAGGCCCGACUUUCUGUUGACGCCUCUCACACAGACCGCCUUAUCCCCACUUCAGAUAUGCUCGAGUCCGGCCAGUCGCAUGUAGAUAUCCGGGGCCUCAAUCUCAUAAAAGAUCCCACUUUUUGGUUAUUCUUUACCAUCAUGUCGAUUCUAGCAGGGGUCGGCAUCAUGACCAUCAAUAAUAUUGGAAACGACUCCAAGGCUCUGUGGGAGCGAUUUGAUCCGACCGUCACUCAACAUUUCCUCGUUGCAGCCCAGCAGAUGCAUGUUUCCGUCCUGUCCGUAUGCAGUUUCGUGGGCAGACUCAGUAGUGGCGUUGGGUCGGAUUGGCUCGCCAAGAGCUAUGGGGCCAGCCGUGUGUGGUGCCUUGUCAUUGCAACCGUCAUCUUUUUGGCUGCGCAGCUCUGUGCUCUCAAUAUCGAAAACCCUCGCCUCCUUCUUUUCGUCUCAACCCUUUCUGGCCUAGGGUACGGCUUUCUCUUCGGUGUGUUUCCAUCGAUCGUGGCCGAGCAGUUCGGCAUUCACGGAAUGAGUCAGAACUGGGGCUUUCUCACGAUGGCGCCAACCAUCACUUCCAACGUGUUCAACCUCUUUUAUGGACACAUCUAUGACCAACAGGUCACUGUCAAAGAUGAUGGUGAGCGGGUCUGCAUGCAUGGGCUGGGCUGCUACAAGGAUGCGUACUGGCUUACUUUGGCUGCUUGCGCCAUAGGCCUCGGCGUUUGUUUAUGGGUCAUUCAUUAUACCAAGCUUCAAAGAAGCAGGAUAUUUGCCAAGGAAGGGGGACAACUCUAG
Messenger RNA from Clonostachys rhizophaga, 1617 nucleotides. NCBI's taxonomy places the organism in Eukaryota, Fungi, Ascomycota, Sordariomycetes, Hypocreales, Bionectriaceae. The record is from the annotation of a GenBank genome assembly.